This is a messenger RNA of Brachypodium distachyon (stiff brome), 1299 nucleotides long. RefSeq names its product basic leucine zipper 19. The transcript has 4 exons. The record is from RefSeq and is a predicted model, not a curated record. Gene Ontology annotation, molecular function: RNA polymerase II cis-regulatory region sequence-specific DNA binding; DNA-binding transcription factor activity, RNA polymerase II-specific. Lineage: Eukaryota; Viridiplantae; Streptophyta; Magnoliopsida; Poales; Poaceae. The coding region runs from base 403 to 1140 and encodes 245 amino acids. Gene Ontology annotation, biological process: regulation of transcription by RNA polymerase II; DNA-templated transcription.
GCCGGGGCCAUCCUUGUCCUCCUCCUCGCCUGCCCUUUCCCCUUCCCACGGAUUCGCCUUCUGCUCUGCUCCGUCCGGCCUCUCCUCUCCCAAGCAGAGGUCGUCGGGAACUGCUGGUCUGCUGCUGCUGCUCCCCCGCCGUCUGCGGUCCGGCGGUCGCGGAGGAGGCAGCCUCACCCAGUCACCCGCCACCGUUGAGCGUUGACCGCCGCCGGGCCUUACUGCUCCACGACGACCGCUAGCUAGCUAGGGCUAGCCGACGUCACACCUCUCUGGCCGACGCAGCGGGGCCCUGCUCCUGGAAAUCGCCCGGCGGCCUCAGCUCCCCACAGCAGGCGGAAGAUUGAUUUUUUUAUCUGUUCAUUGGAACCCUGAACUUGUUUUCAGGUUUGUGAGAAAAAUAUGGAUGAGGGGGAGAUAGACCUUUCCAGCGAAAUGUUGUUUCCAAAUCCUGAGACACCUACGAGCAUCGAUGAUUUCUUGCGGAACACCACGACAACAUGCACCCACACCCAUACGUGCAACCCACCUGGCCCUUUGGCCUCAGCACACACUCAUACAUGCCACCACACUCACAGUCACAGCCAUGUCUUCAGCACAGAUGAUGAUAGCUGCGGCAGCGACAAAGUGGUCCCGAAGAAGACGCGCGAGCCAUUGGGCAACCGCGUCGCCGUCCGCAAGUACAGGCAGAAGAAGAAGGCUCACACGGCACAUUUGGAAGAGGAAGUGAGGAGGCUCCGUGCCAUUAACCAGCAGCUGGUGAAAAGGCUGCAAGGACAGGCCGCACUCAAGGCGGAGGUGGUACGGUUGAGGACUCUAUUGGUGGAUGUGCGAGCCAAGAUCGACGGUGCACUUGGUAGUUAUCCGUUCCAAACACAAUGUGGCGUCGGGGAUGCCCUGAGCUGCGAUAGAGUGGUGCAGUGCUUAGCGGGGAAGUCGGAGUUGGGCAUGAACAGCAAUUGUGGACCUGUUGCAUUGAAUUGCGAUAUAAGCCCGGAUUCAGGGCAGAACCUGGGGACGCCUUAUCAAGCGGGUUGCAUUGAAUUGCGAUAUCAGCCCGGAUUCAGGGCAGAACCUGGGGACGCCUUAUUAAGCGGUGGCGACGCUGUCAGAAGCUUGGAUUCUUCCACCAGCGCCUAGAAGAAUGUUGUACAUGUGUUCUCUUUUUGUUUGUAGUUUGUUGUACAGAAGAUAAGAUAGAUGGAAGUAUUACAGUGCCACGCAGUUUUGAUGGUAAAGAUUGAAGGAAAAGUGUUGUGGUGGUAUUAUAUAUGGAAGCUAUGCUUGUUUCGUUGUUUC